Molecule: messenger RNA, 393 nt
Organism: Vicia faba (fava bean)
Lineage: Eukaryota; Viridiplantae; Streptophyta; Magnoliopsida; Fabales; Fabaceae
Source: the annotation of a GenBank genome assembly
AUGUUGAAUUCAGGAUUUUGUAAUUCUUCCAAAGUUAUUGGAAGUUAUUAUUCCAAUGUUGGAAAUGGUGUUAAUUUGAAGAACUGGGUGCUACUGGGAGCAGCAAAUACUUAUUUUGGGGCAUCUAGAUCCAUUCAUGGCUCAGCGCCUUUGGCAAGAGACUUUUAUGAUCUUCUUGUAGUUAAUAAAAAUGCAGGUUCUUCUGAAAUAAAGAAAGCAUACUAUGGGCUUUCAAAAAAGCUACAUCCUGACACACACAAAGAUGAUCCUGAAGCUGAAAAGAAAUUUCAAGAAGUUUCAUUGGCAUAUGAGGUUUUGAAGGACGAGGUUACGCGCCAACAAUAUGACCAGGUGAGGAUGACAACGAGGAUGGUGAACGCACAUAGUGGAUGA